AUGUCCGCACCUGCCCGUCUCCCGGCACCACGUCCCAUCCGGCCGCAUGUCCGCACCUGCCCGUCUCCCGGCACCACGUCCCAUCCGGCCGCAUUUCCGCGCCUGGCCGUCUCCCGGCACCACGUCCCAUCCGGCCGCAUUUCCGCGCCUGGCCGUCUCCCGGCACCACGUCCCAUCCGGCCGCAUUUCCGCGCCUGGCCGUCUCCCGGCACCACGUCCCAUCCGGCCGCAUUUCCGCACCUGGCCGUCUCCCGGCACCACGUGCCAUCCGGCCGCAUUUCCGCGCCUGGCCGUCUCCCGGCACCACGUCCCAUCCGGCCGCAUUUCCGCGCCUGGCCGUCUCCCGGCACCACGUCCCAUCCGGCCGCAUUUCCGCGCCUGGCCGUCUCCCGGCACCACGUCCCAUCCGGCCGCAUUUCCGCGCCUGGCCGUCUCCCGGCACCACGUCCCAUCCGGCCGCAUUUCCGCGCCUGGCCGUCUCCCGGCACCACAUCCCAUCCGGCCGCAUGUCCGCACCUGGCCGUCUCCCGGCACCACAUCCCAUCUGGCCGCAUGUCCGCACCUGGCCGUCUCCCGGCACCACAUCCCAUCCGGCCGCAUGUCCGCACCUGGCCGUCUCCCGGCACCACAUCCCAUCUGGCCGCAUUUCCACACCUGGCCGUCUCCCGGCACCACAUCCCAUCCGGCCGCAUGUCCGCACCUGGCCGUCUCCCGGCACCACAUCCCAUCACACGCUUACUGGUCCGUGUUCCGGAACCACUGAAGUAUCCAAUGAGGGUGUAGUAUUGCCGGCGUGUUCAGAUCACUGGCUCGGAUGCGACGGCGCCCCCUGAGGGUGUCCCAGUUCACCGCAGAGCUCUUCUUGUGUGGACGGAUGGGGAGGAGCCUGAUCUUGGCUUAUCCACUCUAAACCUAGAAGAGAGAUUUAUCACAUGUAGGUGCUCAUUGCAAUUCAUGUAGCCCUGAGUGGUGGGGUCUCUGUGGAGGGGGGGGGGGGGGGCUCUUGUUACCCAAUUCCCCAUCCACUUCUCAUAAGUGCUGAUGGAGGCCACAGGUGUUUGCUAAUAACCAGGCGGAGCAGAGGGACUGUGGGGUAAGGAGGCUGCUUCCUGCAUACCUCCGCCUCCGCCCCCAAUGCAUCUUUGUCAGCUUCUGGCCAGGAACACUGAUCAUUAUUCUUCCUGUGUCACUCGUAACUCUGGACGUAAUUCUGUUUAAAUUGUGGGCUGGAGCGGUUUAUUGGUUAUUUAACACAGCAACACAGGUGCCACUCGCUUGUAAAUGAGUGGGGAGUUUCAUUUAGCAGUUUGCCCGACGUGAAUCAUCAGACAGGCGUUUUGCUGUUCAGACCGUCUUACUGGGCUUGUUUUUGGCUGAGAAUGGUUCGUUUUUUCAGAAAGAUUAAAAAUGAGAGUUUGGCUGCA
Messenger RNA from Brienomyrus brachyistius, 1424 nucleotides. Its product is annotated as tetra-peptide repeat homeobox protein 1-like. The coding region runs from base 1 to 783 and encodes 260 amino acids. The transcript has 2 exons. NCBI's taxonomy places the organism in Eukaryota, Metazoa, Chordata, Actinopteri, Osteoglossiformes, Mormyridae. The record is from RefSeq and is a predicted model, not a curated record.